AUGCCAGAAAGGCGGCAUGGCUUCUACCAGAAUUCUGCCACGUGUACAUGUUCUGUGGAAGCAUCUGGGGUUUCCUUUUGUUUGCAAGAUCGAGCUUUACUGUGCCGGAAAUGUGAUGUUGCUAUACAUACAGCAAAUCCUUAUGUCUCUAGUCAUCAAAGAUUUCUUCUUACCGGAGUAAAAGCUGGUCUUGAAACACCAACAGACCCUGGUGCAUCGUCUUCUGAUGUCAAAUCUUCUUCUAGUGAAAAAACUUCAGAAACUAAAACUAAUUCUACAUCUAGAAGGUGGGCUCCAAUGGCCUUUUCUGGUGGAUACAAUGAGGUCCUACCAUCAAAUGUUGGAGAUGAGAACAAUGACCUGACAAAAGUAACAUAUGCUGAUGGGGGUUCUACAGCUGGAAGCAUUCAGUCAUGGCAAAUGGAUGAUUUAUUUGGGCUAACUGACUUUAAUCAAAGCUAUGGUUAUAUGGAUGAUGGGUCAUCUAAGGCUGAUAGUGGCAAGCUUGGAGAUUCUGACAGUUCAUCAAUCUUGAGAUCUGCUGACGAAGAGGUAGAUGAUGAUGAGCGCUUGGGUCAGGUGCCAGACUCCUCAUGGGCUGUACAACAACUGCCUUCACCUCCAACAGCCUCGGGGUUGUAUUGGCCAAAAGAUUCUCGCAAUCAAUGUGAUAGUGUGGUUUAUGUUCCAGACCUAUGCUGCUCCGUUAUGAAAAACCCCCUUUAAUUCAUGGCGUCUGGCUCAAACCCGAAACACCGGCGACAUUUAGAAUAAUCUGGUAAAGUCCUAAUGCACAAGCUACUCUUCUCGCAGUUUCGGAUCCACCUUCUCAGGUGUUCUUUUAGCAUAUUAUCUAUUAUUUAUGUAGGUUUUGAUCCUUCCAAGCACCAGCCUGAGCUACUUACUUUCAGUCUGGGCUAAGCCACUUCUCUUCUAUGUAGAAAUCAUUGUCAUCCUGCAGUUGAUAUUUUGGUUGAUAAAGUAAAAAAACCAGAACGAAAAAGGUGUACUAGAAAAAAGCUUGUUAAUGGGUAUUAUUUCUAUU
Messenger RNA from Hibiscus syriacus, 1045 nucleotides. RefSeq names its product B-box zinc finger protein 22-like. The record is from RefSeq and is a predicted model, not a curated record. Lineage: Eukaryota; Viridiplantae; Streptophyta; Magnoliopsida; Malvales; Malvaceae. Gene Ontology annotation, biological process: photomorphogenesis; regulation of DNA-templated transcription. The transcript is spliced from 3 exons. Gene Ontology annotation, cellular component: nucleus. Bases 1 to 726 code for a protein of 241 amino acids. Gene Ontology annotation, molecular function: zinc ion binding.